AUGGAAGUGCAUAUUCUGCGUUUCGCUAGAAACUUAAUGAUUUUGGUUGGUGUUUGGCAAGACGACUUUUCUUGUACUACAAAACAAAAAAUUUACCACAUAUUCUCUUACAUUAUUCAUGGUUUAUUUUCAACAGUAUGCUUCAUGAUCCUUAUGGAACUCCCGAAUUUAUUGGGAAAUGUGAGGAAACUCCUCGAUGAUAGUUUUUUUGUAUCUGUCGCAGUUUUAACAUCAGUGAAAAUCGCUAUAUUCCGAAGCCGUAAGUUUCAACAUUUGAUUAAUCAAGUCAUUGGUGAAGAACAAGAUAUGCGUACUGAUCUAGAUGAAGAUGAACACAUGAUAUAUCUAAAAUAUGCUAAUUACGUAUACAAGCUUUCUACUGCCGUAUUGGUUGGUGUUGCUAGCACCACUUUGUAUUUAAUAAUCAAGCCCAUUAUACAGGGAAUGAUAAACCCGGACGUUGAAAAACCAAUGAUAGUUAUUGCCAGGGUACCAUUCGACCAAGACCAACAUUAUAGAGCAUCUUUGAUGGUUCAGUCUAUGUAUUUUACAGUAGGUUCGGUAUAUUAUUGUACGACGCAAAUUUUUUACAUAAGUAUAACGACUUUUGUUAAAUCACAAUUGAAAAUUUUGCAAUAUCGGUUUAGAAAUUUUGACGCAUAUAGGAAGAGGUUUGAUUCGUCGAUGACUGAUGAGGAUGUGAUAAAGAAGCUGAUUAGAUAUCAUAUUGUUAUAAUGAGAUUUGCUAAAGAGUUAAAUGACGCUAUAAAGUAUAUGUUACUUAUGGAAUAUGUAUUGAUUUCAAUAACCAUUGCAACAGUAACUUUUCGAUUGAUAUUGGUUGAAGGGGCCAAUGAACUCGUCCUGUCUAUCAGUUGUUCGGCAGUGUUAAUUGCUCAGCUUUUUAUAUUAGGUUCUCAUGCAGACGAUAUAAGUAUUGAGAGCGUUGCUGUAGCAGAUGCUGUAUACGAAAUGAACUGGUACGAGAAAAGUCUUCAAGUACAGGACAUGGCGUUGAUCGUUAUAAUGCGCUCUCAAAAACCAUUAUCUUUGACUAUUGGCCCUUUUGCAACUUUGACUACCGGAACAAUCAUACCUGUGAUAAAUGCAGCAUAUUCCUAUAUUACUAUAAUGAGGAGAAUUAUUCAACGUCUUGAUGAGCUUUAGAGAAUUACUCUAUAUAAUUUGACUGGUUUGAUUUGAAGCAAAGAAAUUAUAUUUCUAAUCUAGCCCAAGGACCACAGCGCAGCGCACAGCACCUAAAAAUAGAUUUAGACGUUGAAAUUCGAAAAUUUUAUAUGCAAAAUUCGAAACUAAUUCUUUUACAGGGUGUUAAUGAAUCUAGUGACAUGCAGACGUUAAUUGAAAUUGAUGAAAAAUUUUCUUGCCUUGACUAUGAUUUGAACUCGGAAGACCCUCGCAUAGCCAGUACAAUGCUCUAACCCACUGAGCUACCAAGAUCUGUCUCAUUUCUACCUUUUCAGUCAAAUCUUUCAUCAUGCCUGCAGGUCUCCGUAGCUCAGUUCAGAUGGUUAGAACAUUGCAGUCGAUAUGCGAGGGUCCUAGGUUCAAAUCGUAGUCGAGGCAAGAAAAUUUUUCAUCAAUUUUCAACGUCUACGUACUGCGUACAGGCGAUAAAACUAGAAAAAUUGGUAGUUUUUCUGUUGAAUCCUGUCAUUGAAAAUUACGGUGUCACCAAAUGUGAAUAAAGAAUUUGCCCAAUCGGCCACUUUCACGUGUCGGGAGUAUGGCAAAUUAUGAUAUUUUUUGACGCAGAUAGGUACAUCAAUGCAACCGAGAAUAAACAAUAUUUUGCAAGAUAUUAGUUAGAUUAUUAAAUAAAUUAAUAAAUAAAAACUAAAAAUUUAAACGAAAAAUCACGUGAUUGAAAACGCUCUCUGAUUGGCUAAAGCUGAUGUUGACGUUUUUGUUGCCACAUGAUUAAGUACCUAUUCCCUAAAAUGACAUUUCUCCAUGGAAAACUGUCAAUUUAGGGAAUACUUAUUGUUAAGGCAUCCCUAAAAUAGUUGGUGCAAACGGCCAUAAAAGAAUAAUUCAAAUAUGUUUUUGAAAAAUGUGAAAGUGGCCCAUUCCACCUAUUUGCAUAGCAACGCGUUGACAUUGAAGUUCAUUGACAAAAUUAAAGAAAAAUAUUGCUAAGACAUAUCGGGUCUUCAAAAAAAAACCAAUCAAAGAUUGCUUUGGUUCCGAAAACGUACGUCGCAUUAUUGUUUCUUUAUUGGCCAGGAUUUUUGACAUGACAUUUUGACAUUAAAUUUCAUUGACUGACAUUGUCAAAAUUAAAGAAAAAUAUUGCUAAGACGUACGUUUAAAAAACCAUAGCAAUCUUUGAUUGGUUUUUUUUUUGAAGACCCGAUACCUACGUUCAAAAACCAUAGCAAUCUUUGAUUGUUUUUUUUUUUGAAGACCCGAUAAUACUAUAUAUAGUAUAGUUACACCAUCUAGACUAUAGAAUGGGCUCUUUCACUAGAAUUUAAAUAGGUAAUUUAAGUAUAACGAGGGGGGUAUUCUAGAUUAUUUUCCAAAAUAAAAAAAUGUAUGAGGUUGAAUAAGUAGUUUUCUACAGGCACUUAUAGUAACUGGAAAAAUUUAAAAUCAUUAAAAUGCGCCAGACGAUGACGUAUGUUUUAGCAUCAUACCAAUCAAAUUUAAGAAAAGUGCUCCAGCAGUCCAGUCUCCGUCUCCAGCGCAUUUUAUGAUUAAAACUAUUAAAUUUUUUAAUGCUACUGAAAUGUGCUUUACAUCCAAUCACACGCCAAUUUCAAAAAUGAGUGGAAGAGUCCAUUUUAUUGUAGCUUUCUCAAUAAGAUGCACAUAUUUUGUAUCUCUAAUUUUUG
Molecule: messenger RNA, 2858 nt
Organism: Ceutorhynchus assimilis (cabbage seed weevil)
Lineage: Eukaryota; Metazoa; Arthropoda; Insecta; Coleoptera; Curculionidae
Source: the annotation of a GenBank genome assembly